Molecule: messenger RNA, 910 nt
Organism: Schizosaccharomyces japonicus yFS275
Lineage: Eukaryota; Fungi; Ascomycota; Schizosaccharomycetes; Schizosaccharomycetales; Schizosaccharomycetaceae
Product: cytochrome P450 regulator Dap1
Exons: 1
Coding region: 53-598 (181 amino acids)
Biological process (GO): ergosterol biosynthetic process
Cellular component (GO): endoplasmic reticulum
Molecular function (GO): heme binding; enzyme activator activity
Source: RefSeq, a predicted model, not a curated record
CGCCAGUCGUCGUUCUUCUAACUUCUACACGCAACUUACAGACAGAACUGACAUGGUUUCUCCUCAAUUUGUGUUUAUCGUUACUCUCGCUGCGUACAUCUUCUUUACGAGAUGGCGGAGAAUGAAGCAGAAACCACUCGAACCGGCUCCCGAGCUUGAACAGCCUAAAUGGAGCUUGUACACGGCCUCAGAGCUAAAAAGGUUCAACGGAAAGUCGAGUCCUUUUAUUUUUCUCGCUAUUAAGGGUGACGUGUACAACGUCACGGAAGGAGGGAAAUUCUACGGACCUGGUGGUCCUUAUUACACAUUUGCUGGUCAUGAUGCUAGUCGUGGUUUGGCGAAGAGCAGCUUUGAAGAAGACGUUGUUCCCGAGGGAGACGAAAUGGAUGACCUUUCUGAUUUGAACGAAGAAGAAAAGUCAACGCUGAACGAUUGGAAGACAUUCUUCGACCAAAAGUAUCCUGUUGUCGGUCGUCUUGUAACUCCUACAGAGAAGGAGCAACACCUGGCUGCAGAGAAGGCUGCCCCUGUGGAAAAUAUUUCCGAGGGAAUCCCAGCCGCUGAUUCUCGCAGCUCGACUCCUUCUGAGAAGAAUUAAAAGCACAGCCCAUGCGGCAGCGUGGGAUGGGACAAGGUGCUGAACGACUCUUCACUGUAACAUUUUCUCUCUCCCUUUUUCGUGUACUCUAUUCUCUGACAGCUCCAUCCCUCCCAGCACCCUUUUUUUGACCCCUGUAUUUUGUUCUCCUCUUCUUCUUCUUCUUCUUCUUCUUCUCUCUGUACGACUAGUGAUGUCAAUUCUAUUGAAGCAUUCAAAACGAGUAUUCUUAUAGCUCGGGAUCGUGUAGUUGAGGUCGUGUAACUUGGUUUUCUUAGUGUUCUUACUUCUGCAUGCGCGCGACGCGUUUAU